GUAUUUGGAUCCGGUGUUUUUGAGCUCGAUCUCCACGAAUUUAAAAAUCACAAAGGUUUGCUGGCGAACGGGAACGCAUGCAAACCCAACUGCAGGACUUAUUUCAGAAUUUGCUUGAAGAACUAUCAGGCUGUGGUCUCGCCAGGUGACUGCAUCUUUGGAAGUACAAUGACAGCAGUGCUGGGGACAAACUCUUUCAGCGCCAAGGACAGUGGCACUUUACCUAGACCGAUUCAAAUACCGUUCAACUUUGGAUGGCCGGGGUCAUUUUCAUUAAUAAUUGAAGCCUGGCAUUCACCUUAUGGAAAUCUACCUGUAGAUACCAACAACCCAGACUUUCAGAUUAGCUUUUUUGCCAUCCAAAGACAGAUGGGUGUGGGGACUGACUGGUCUCAGGAUGUGCAGACUGGAAAACAGACAGAGCUAAGAUAUUCUUACCGGUUCAUCUGCAACGAAAGUUACUACGGAGAAAGCUGUUCCAAAAAAUGCACGCCCAGGGACGACCGAUUCGGCCACUACACCUGCAACCGCGAUGGACAGUUAUCCUGUCUGCCUGGCUGGAAGGGGAAAUACUGCGAAGAACCUAUCUGUCUGGAGGGCUGCAGCGAGAAUAACGGAAACUGCUCCAAACCUGGCGAGUGUGUAUGCCGAGACGGCUGGCAGGGCACAUUCUGCGACGAGUGUAAGAAGUACCCGGCCUGUAAGCACGGUACCUGCCAGCUGCCAUGGCAGUGUAACUGUCAGGAGGGCUGGGGAGGCCUAUUAUGUGACCAAGAUCUGAACUUCUGCACCCAUCACCAUCCCUGUGUGAAUGGCGCCACCUGUAUGAACACAGGACAGGGCAGCUAUACGUGUACUUGCCUGCCGGGUUUCACAGGGGUCAACUGCGAGCUGGAGAUGCAGGAGUGUGACAGCAACCCCUGCAGGAAUGGAGGGAAAUGCACAAAUUUGGAAAGUGGCUACACAUGCACGUGCCCCCAAGGUUUUGAGGGCUCCCACUGUGAGCACAGCCUGCUGACGUGCGCCGACUCCCCCUGUUUCCACAGUGGCAAGUGCUGGGAGAAGGACAAUGGCCGCAGCUACAUGUGCGAGUGUCCCCGCGGCUACACCGGACUCAACUGCGAGAAGAGAGUGGACAAGUGCACGUCGCUUCCCUGCGCUAAUGGUGGUCUGUGUCUGAUCCACGGCGGCAUGCGUGUGUGUAGCUGCCGUGCGGGAUUUACAGGCCAGCGCUGCGAAAUCAACAUCAAUGAGUGUGCCGGUAACCCUUGCCUCAACGCUGGCACCUGCCAAGACCGAAUCAACGACUACACCUGUGUCUGUCCUGCGGGCUACGGCGGACGCAACUGUGACAGAAUCUUAGACGAGUGCUCCCUUCGCCCCUGCCUCAACGGGGGUCUUUGCACCGGGGGCGGCGGGCCGGGCAAGCCUCCAGCAACCUGCAUCUGCACAUCAGGCUUCACCGGGCCCCGCUGCGAGUUCUUCGCAUCCGUCACCUCUCCCGUGACCAAAGGAGAGAUUCAGGACGGCUUCCAGUGGGCGGCAGUUUCUCUGGCUGUGGGGCUGGUGGCGCUGCUGGUGCUGUUGUGCAUGGUGGGCUUGGCUUUGAGGCACAUCCACAGGCAGGCCCGAAGAGAGAGGGGAGACGCAGAGACGAUGAACAACUUGUCCAACGUUCAGAGAGAUAACCUGAUCCCAGCCUCCCAGCUGAAAAAUACCAACCAGAAAAUCGGCCUGGAGGUGGACUGUGAUUCGGAGAAAUCGAACUUUAUCCACAAAAACUAUCACUUGGACUCUUACAACUCUAAAUCAAAGGAGUUCAAGGAUGAAAAGUCGCAAGAGGAUAAAAGUCUUAUUUAUGACAAAUGUUUAGAAGACAAAAUGCCCUUGAGUCGAAUGUACAGUGAAAAGCCAGAGUGUAGGAUAUCAACGAUAUGUUCCUCAAGAGACUCCAUGUACCAGUCGGUAUUUGUUAUAGCAGAGGAGAGGAGGGAAUGCGUCAUAGCAACUGAGGUAUAAACUGUGAGGGGUCUGAAAGCGAGGGAAGGAGAAAAAAGACACAAUCGAGGCAGAAUAUAAUAUUCUGGAUUGUUUACAAAUGCUGAGAAGAGACUGGAGAUUGUUUAAGAUGUCCACUGCUGCUCUGGAACACUUGAGAACUGGAGAGGGCAGACACCUCUGCUCUGCAAAAAAAGAAAAAAAAGAACAGAACUGAGAAACCUUAUGUUGACCGAGUGUUUGUAUGCAAAACAUGUACAGUGAAGGACCUCUCUCAGUUGUGACAGUGGUUAAACGGACUGGCGAAUAGACUGACUACACAAGGUGUGAAGACUGACAGAGCAUCGGUGAAAUAUUAAUUUAUAAUCUCGGCCAUCCUGGACAGUAGAAGGAGGUGAAGGUGGAUCAUUGCCCCUCGUAUCUGACCCGGCCUUGUGUGAUAAUCAUGAAGACUUUGAUAGCCAACCAAUCAGUAAAAAAAGGUGCCUAAGAUUUGACCCCUUCAAAUCCCCCAACCCCCCCUCCCCCCCAGCUCACAAACUCACUCCUGCCAUCUUCGCCUGCUAUGCAAGACUCAGGGUCGAGACGAGUGAACUCACCCACCGUCACAAUCCAACCUCACAAACACUGAGAGUUAUGAAUGUCUGAAACUAAUCUUCAACUGUCAAUCACGUGAAAAUGACUGGUUGGACUUUUCCAUGCAACGGUGAAGAUUGUAUGCAGCCCAAAUUCACUAGAAGCCUUAAAAGAGGGGGUUAAAUUUGUGCCCUUGUCUGUUCUUGGAUCAUUUGCACUACAAAAAUAAAUUGGGGGGGGG
This is a messenger RNA of Morone saxatilis (striped sea-bass), 2815 nucleotides long. It is a transcript of the gene dll4, whose product is annotated as delta-like 4 (Drosophila). Gene Ontology annotation, cellular component: protein-containing complex; plasma membrane. Gene Ontology annotation, biological process: establishment or maintenance of epithelial cell apical/basal polarity; multicellular organism development; cell communication. The record is from RefSeq and is a predicted model, not a curated record. Gene Ontology annotation, molecular function: calcium ion binding. NCBI's taxonomy places the organism in Eukaryota, Metazoa, Chordata, Actinopteri, Moronidae.